AUGCAGGCAGCAGAGGGACGAGGUAAAGAAGAGCACGGACUACGACGACAGCGUCGUCGUUGUCUCAGUUUCCGCCGACGGCAUCUGCCGCACCAAGAAACCGAGAGUCCGAUGACGAUGGCGACGGCGAUGGUAGCAGAGGAUUGGUUCUUAGAACGAAGGACCGACGAAGAGGUCAGUGGCCUCUUCGUUCGUCACCGCUGGAAACGAAAAGAACACCAGAAGCACGACGAGGAGCAAGACAACUUCCGUGUCGAGCUUGGCGACGCUUUCGGGCAACGUCGUUCGCUUUACCACAUCCUGAUGCUCAAGCGAUACGUCGAGAUGAGGAAACGAGGGGCGGCAAUAUCGACAGCCCGCAGAGAGCGCUGUGUGAAUCAAUUCGUGGUCAGUCACUGCGAAAGUGACUCUUCAUUAGGCCAGUUUGUCGAUUAG
This is a messenger RNA of Soboliphyme baturini, 435 nucleotides long. Lineage: Eukaryota; Metazoa; Nematoda; Enoplea; Dioctophymatida; Soboliphymatidae. The record is from the annotation of a GenBank genome assembly.